Messenger RNA from Pieris rapae (cabbage white), 1231 nucleotides. Its product is annotated as aquaporin AQPAe.a-like. The coding region runs from base 222 to 989 and encodes 255 amino acids. NCBI's taxonomy places the organism in Eukaryota, Metazoa, Arthropoda, Insecta, Lepidoptera, Pieridae. The transcript has a single exon. The record is from RefSeq and is a predicted model, not a curated record. Gene Ontology annotation, cellular component: plasma membrane. Gene Ontology annotation, biological process: transmembrane transport. Gene Ontology annotation, molecular function: water channel activity.
AUCUGUAUUAAUAUAUUGUAUUCUAGUACUUUGAAAAGCUAUACCGGUGUCUAUUUUAUCGUUUCGCGCCAAGAGGUGCGGACGCGUGCAUAAGGAAAAAUAAUAUCAUAAUAUUGUAACUUAAUUGCCGUGUAGUUUAUUGAAACAUGAAACAACUAUGUACAUAAUUAAUUACAAAUAAGGAUAAAACGUAUUAUUAAAACUACAAGUGUUAACGAACAAUGACUAACGGAAUGCAUGUUGUCAAUGCCAUUGGCAAUAUUACAAACGAAAAACUUAAUAAUUCCUCAGUAGUGCAGUGGUGGAACGUGCAAUGGAAGCCAAUUCUUGCCGAGUUCGUAUCAACGUUUUUACUUAUUUUCCUUGGCUGUAUGUCAUGCAUUCCCCUAGACGGAUUAGCAAGUCAGCCACCGCUCUAUGUGUCUCUUGGAUUCGGACUGAUAGUUCUAUUCAAUAUCUCUGCUUUCGGCCACAUAUCUGGUGCGCAUAUGAAUCCAUCGGUUACCCUAACAGCAAUGAUUUGGGGUAAAACGUCUAUUGGCCUUGGAAUCGGAUACGUCAUUGCUCAAUGUCUCGGUUCGAUCGUUGGGUACGGGCUAUUAGUUGUAGUAUCGCCCUUUGAUUUAAUACCGGGAGCAAUCUGUGCCACUCAGCCCCGUGUAGACAUGCAACCGUACCAGGCACUUAUCGUUGAGAUAAUUUUAUCAUCGGCUUUGGGUUUUAUUAACUGUGCCGUAUGGGAUCCGGUAAAUGUGGAUAAAGAUGAGGCAAAUUCGUUGAAAUUUGGUUUAACUAUUGCCGCGUUUUCGAUUGCUGGUGGACCUUUGACUGGAGCAAGUAUGAAUCCAGCGAGAACAUUAGGUCCCUCGUUAUGGACCAACAAUUGGAAUGCGCACUGGGUGUACUGGGUUGGUCCACUCAUAGGAGGUGCGUUCGCUGGUGUGUUUUAUAAAUUAAUUUGGUUUAAACGUGAAAAGGAUAUUUUAUAAUACUCAAUAAGACUUCGAAUAAACUAUUCGACAGACUUUAUGUGAAAAGUAAUAUUGUAUUAAUUUAAAAAUAUAAUUCGAAUAUUGUUGUUUAUUAUAUAUAUUAUAUACAUAUAAUAGAAAAAAACAAUGUUCAUAUUAUUAUAAACGUAAUGUAUUUUAACUUAUUAUUAUAAAAAUAAAUAUAAUAUUUAUUGAAUUCGUCAUGAAUUAAAUGGAAUCUCUACUAUUAAAAUUGAUAU